Molecule: messenger RNA, 4798 nt
Organism: Labrus bergylta (ballan wrasse)
Lineage: Eukaryota; Metazoa; Chordata; Actinopteri; Labriformes; Labridae
Source: RefSeq, a predicted model, not a curated record
UUUCUUGCGUCAUCGUUUUAUGCUGCUACUUGUGUGCCGUUGCCGAUUGAAGGUGUAACAUAUCAGAGGAAACAACCUACUCACACCAUCAUGCACUGAAGCAAAGGAAACAGCAGCAGCAGCAGCUACACUGACAAAUCUGUGAAAUUGAAAUGUGCAGCGCUUCUACGAAGGCAGUGGGACAUUAACCGAGUUGGUCAACACAUCCAGGAGACAGUCUGUCUGAUUGUGACGAGCAGAGAAUCUCUGGUGGGGCUUAAUGUGAGGUGAAACACAGCACAAAGGACGAGAUGAGGAGAGUUCGGAGGAAAGGAGGGCACAAAGAGAAGGUGUUUGGAUGUGAUCUACUCGAACACCUGAGCGCCUCGUCUCAAGAGAUUCCUCUUGUGUUGCGAUGCUGCAGUGAGUUUGUGGAGACUCAUGGAAUCGUGGAUGGUAUCUACAGGUUGUCUGGAGUGUCGUCCAACAUUCAGAAACUCAGGGGGGAGUUUGAGGGUGAUGGGGCUCCAGACCUGAACAAGGACCUGUACCUGCAGGACAUCCACUGCGUCAGCUCUCUGUGUAAAGCGUAUUUCAGAGAGCUGCCCAACCCUCUGCUCACAUACCAGCUGUAUGACAAGUUUGCUGAGGCAGUGGCCAUCCAGCUGGAGGAGGAGAGGCUGGUGAAGAUCGGAGAUGUUCUGAAAGAACUGCCAGCACCACAUUACAAGACUCUGGAGUUUCUGAUGCGUCAUCUUGUCAGAAUGGCCUCGCAUUCCUCCGAAACCAACAUGCACUCCAGGAACUUGGCCAUCGUCUGGGCCCCGAAUCUGCUCAGGUCGAAGGAUAUUGAGGUGUCUGGCUUUAACGGUACAGCAGCCUUCAUGGAGGUCAGGGUUCAGUCCAUCGUGGUGGAGUUCAUCCUCACACAUGUCCCUCAGCUGUUUCCUAAUCUAGACUUAUCAAACGAGAGGAGGAACUCGCUCCCCUCGCCAACCGCAGCGUGUUGUGGGGAAGAAGGAUUUUUCAAAUCUGCAAGUCUUCAGCCGUUCCCGAACUUUGGUAACAUCAGUCCAGGUGAUGGUCCUCUACCCAUAAGGCCCUACCACGCCAUCAUUGAAGGAACAGACAAGAGGAAAGGAUCCCUAAAAGGCAGAAAAUGGAUGUCAAUUUUCAACAUUGGAGGACGAUUUCAGGACCCACGACGGAGACACAAACACUCAACCAAAGAGAAAGACCAGCCAAUUCUGAGACCUGCAAGAAGCAUGGACUCCCUCAGUACAGCCCCGUUUCCAAAAGAAGUAUCCAGACGUCCUGCACAGCACUCUCCUUCCACCAUAUCUCCCCUUGUCACCUCCUCCCACCAGCCUGGCUCUGAUGUGUCAGUAUCCACCACCGGGAUAGGUUGCAGUGAAUAUGCAGUGACGUACCGCAGGGGGACAGGGUUAGUGAGUGGGAGUGGAGGGACACAGGGCACCUACACCGCCUUAGACCCUGAAGGUUUGGGAGUCACAGGGAGUGAGACUGUGCAGACCAGAUCCCCAGGACUCUCCACCAAAGUGGGCCGUAGAGCAGCCAUGCACAUCACGGGGCCCACCAUAGUCACGGUGCCCUUACACAUCACCUCCAACCUGGCCUUAGGAGUGCUGCAAGGGGGCGGGGCUGACAGGGUCAUCCAGAGAGGCAGGGAGAAGGAUGGAGGAGACAGGGUGGAGGGCACGGAGGGGCGAGACAGGAAGGAGAGCAUAGUCAAAGAGAGGAAAGUGGAGGAAGGCAGGGUGGAGGGCACGGAGGAAAGAGACAGGAAGGAGAGCAUAGUCAAAAAGAGGAAAGUGGAGGAAGGCAGGGCGGCUGAGAGAAAGGAGAUUAAACACAGGAGGACAGUGACGGACGGGGAACAAGUCGUAGAUGAUAAUGUAAAUAAAGAAGCAGGUGUUGACGAAGGUGAAGAAGGUAAAGAUACAAAAGGGGAGGAGAAAGAGAAAGAGGAGGAGGAGGAGGUCAGAGGAGAUAGCAGAAAGGAGCCAGAGAUGGUGAGAAGAAAUCGAAUGGUGUCCAGGGAGCAACGAGUCAAAAGCCUGACCUCCAACACCGUGGAAAAUGAUGACAGGGAUGUUGAUGACAACGAUGAAUAUAUGGAUAUGAGAGAUGUGAUGGAGGUGACUCAGCCCGCCGAUGUGUUUGAAGCGUCUGACAUCCUCAACUCGACCGAGGUGGAAACAGACGACCUGGGCCUGUCAGGCUAUGUUCAAGAUAACUUUGAAUUCCUGGACCAGAUGGACUUCAGCGUUCUGGACCACAUGGACUAUGGUUUCACCUCUCAGGUGAACGAGUUCUCCGUUGAACCUCCCGGAGACUCUGAGGAUGAGUAUGAAGUCAUGGAGCAAUAUCAUUCCUCCAAUCAUCUCGCAGAGGAGCACACACACCAGCAGCCAAGCCCUGAAACACACACCCGGAGUCCUACUGAGUCAAACACACACAGGCCACUCAGCAUGGAUUCACACAGCAGACAUGUGAAAUCCCUCAGCUUGCCGUACAGGGCCUCUGUCGUGAUAGGAGCGGUGGAGUCCAGCUCUGAAGAGGAGGUUGAUGAUGACAGCAGUGACGAGGACGAAAGCAUGUUUGUUAAAAGCCUCCCAUGUGAAUACUUUUUAAACAAUCUGCCCGAGUUUGAAGCAGACAGUGCAGACAGUGCAGACAGAUGCGCUCUGGAUGGAGUCGCCGUGCAUCAGUUGCAAAUUUCUGAAGAACGAGAUAGUCCGUCACCGAACCUUGAAAGUCCUCCGCAUAACGAAUCAUCUGAAGAAGAGCAGGAGAAUGAAGACGUGAAAGACAAAGAAGAGAAUGCUGGACUGGAAGUAACGGACUCAACAGAGAAGGAAGAGGAACUUCACCAGAGAAGAGACGUGCUGGAAAACAAAAAGCAAAGUGAAGAGACGGAGGGAGAUCCCAGUGUUGUUGAAGAAACACAAAGUGAAGAAGAACAAUCUCUCACUUUGGAGGCAUCACCUCUCGUCUGCCCAGAGUAUCCAACGCCCAGCAGCGAGGAAUCUAGCAAUUUGGCAGACGUCAACGUUGAGGACCCUCAAACUGACUAUCCAGCGUGUUGUGCUAUUUUCAAACAGGAAGAAAGUUCUGACUUUCCUUUAGAAGACUUCUCUGUUUGUGUAAUAGAAGAGCCCAGAUCCCAAGGAGAAGAUGAUGAAGAUGAAGAUGAAGACAGGGUUUCCAAAGAUGACUUCAGUCAAGAAACAGUUGAAGGAAUAAAAGAAAGUGAUGACAACAUGAAGGAAGAAACAAUCAUGGACGGCUAUGAGGAAGACAGCAAAGAGGAGGAGAGUGCAAUUUUGGAUGAACUGGAUGAUGUUGAGGAAGAUGGGGGAAUUACUGAGUGUGUUGUAGAAAGUGUUGUAGGGGAAGAAGAGGAGGGAGAGCAGAGGGAAGAUACUUCAGGGGAGAAAAAUGACGAGGAAAGAGGGACAGCUGAGACAGCUGAGACAGAAGUUAGAAUAGAGAAAGAGGCAGCUGAGGAGAAGCUCCCAGACCCAGAAGAGCAGCAAGUUUGUGAGCAAAUAGAGACAGACGUACCAAAUGCAACUGAACUAGAUGAAGCAAUUCAAAAGAAGUGCGCUAAAAGCAAAGAAGCAACGCAAAACGACCAAGAAGAAGGGGUUUCAAAAGAAGGAGAAGAGGAGAACCAUGACAAGAAGAGAGGUGAUGAGCAACAAAUAAGAAUAAAAAGUAUAGAUAAAGAACUGAUAGAGGUCAAGUCUGGCAUAAAGGCAAUGAAAGACGGUGAAAAACACGAGGGGAGUGACGGUGUUAAAGGUGGGGUUGGUAGAAAGCUGGUCGUCUCCAAGCAACCGAAGUUUUACCAAGUGAAAGCGGUGCCGGUCGUGCCUCCGAAGCCGCAGCACUGCAAAAUCACCGCCCUGACGCUGAAACACCAACAGCAGCAGAGAGAGAGGAGAGACGCAGACAGAGGGAGAGAAAACGCGCUGAAAGUCCAAACAGAAGGGGAUCACGUAUGCGCAGGAGGGCAGAAGAAAGACGGGGACGAUGAAAGUGAGGGGGAGGGGAAGAAGGAGCAGCCCGAACUGAGGGGAGGAGAGAGAGAGAGGGAGAGGAGGAGGGAUCUGGAUGAAAGUUUAACGAGGGACUCGAACAGAAACAGUCCCCUCAGCAUGAAUUUUGAAGAGGCUGUUGCCAUCAUCACCAUGAAGCGGGAAAAGGAGAAAGAGGAUGAGAAGGAGAAGGAGAGGCAGAAGGAUUGGGGGAAUGAAGUAGAGUGAGGACAGCUUUUUUUUUUGUUUGUUCAAAGUUUGGAAUGAAACUGAUUUAAAUGUGCAAACUAUUUUUCAGCAUGAAGCAUAAAGGGCAGCGCUUGCCUUUUACUGAUGGAGUGUUUUCUUUCAGGGUAAAUAUCAUCAACAGUAUUGUGAACACGAUGCUAGUAGAUAGGUUUACGUUUUAUUUUAGUCAUGUGAAGAAACUUGGAUUUCAGUCAUGAAUCGUAUAGGUUUUUCAUGGGAGGAUAUUUACAUUUGUAAGACAGGAAACUGUAGAGAGCUGACACAAAAUGAGGGAUGACAUGCAGCAUAUGUUGAGCUUUAUCCAGGGAUGACGAUACGUUUUCACCGUCUUUGAUCCCCUAUAAGUCCCAAGGACGCCCAGCAACUAAAUACACGGCCCCAAAUGUAUGUUCUACUGUAAAGUCAAAUUAAAGAAACAACAGAUGGGACCAAAAGGUGAAUGCUGCUGAAACAUAUGGAGGAUGGAUUUUUUUAUUUUUUUAUCAAUACACCCAGUAGUUUUAUAA